Messenger RNA from Ipomoea nil (Japanese morning glory), 2121 nucleotides. RefSeq lists its product as uncharacterized. Gene Ontology annotation, cellular component: chloroplast envelope. The transcript is spliced from 13 exons. The record is from RefSeq and is a predicted model, not a curated record. Lineage: Eukaryota; Viridiplantae; Streptophyta; Magnoliopsida; Solanales; Convolvulaceae. Bases 178 to 1737 code for a protein of 519 amino acids.
GCAAAUAUUGUGGGAAUCAAUCCAAACACCAUUGGCUCGCGAGCUGAUACUAUUCCCAGUCGUGACACCGCGGCGUCUUCCUCACCAAGCAAACAUUUCUUCGAAUCCAGAAAACCUUCAUUCUUCUUCCAUGGCUAAAUCCUAAACGGGAGCUUAAAAGCCCUCAAAGUCUUCAGAAUGAGCUCCAUAUCCUCACUCUACUUCCUAACCACGACUUCCCACUCGCACUCCUGUUUCCUCGCCCCAAAACCCUCUCCCUCCCUUCUCAAACCCCAGCAGUCCAGUCUCAGUUACUUCGCCAGGAAUCUCAAUUACAAAUUCCGCCCCAUUAAGGCCCCGUUUCUGCAAAUACGGGCCAGCGUCGAUGUCGCGACCACCUCUGAUAUCAAGCCCGGAGCCGCCGUGGAGAGCGAUAAGUUGCCCUCUGACAUUCGGAAGCGUGCGAUGGACGCCAUUGAUUCUCUUGGAGGUAGAGUCACUGUUGGGGAUGUCGCCAGUAAGGCUGGGCUUCAGUUGAAUGAGGCCCAAAAGGCUUUGCAAGCUCUUGCAACGGAUACUAAUGGCUUCCUGGAGGUGUCAGAUGAAGGCGAUGUCCUCUAUGUGUUUCCUAAGAGUUACCGCACAAAUCUUUCUGCUAAAUCGUUUAAGAUGAAGAUUGAACCACUGCUAGAGAAAGCAAAGAUGGCAUCUGAAUAUCUAAUUAGGGUUUCCUUUGGAACAGCACUGAUUGCUUCAAUAGUUAUUGUUUAUACUGCAAUCAUUGCUGUUCUCUCAAGUAGAAGUGAUGAAGACAAUCGUGGAAGACGAGGCAGAUCUUAUGAUACGGGUUUCACAUUUUACUUAAAUCCGGCUGAUUUAUUUUGGUAUUGGGAUCCGUACUACUAUAGGAGACGGAAAAUUCGCGAAGAUGGUGGUGGGAUGAACUUCAUUGAAUCUGUUUUCUCCUUUGUGUUUGGUGAUGGGGAUCCAAAUCAAGGUAUUGAAGAAGAGAGGUGGAAGUUGAUUGGGCAAUAUAUAGCAUCAAAUGGUGGUGUUGUCACUGCUGAAGAACUUGCUCCUUAUCUUGAUGUUGAGACCAGUAAUAAAACGGAUGACGAGUCAUACGUAUUACCUGUGCUGUUACGGUUCGAUGGUCAGCCGGAAAUAGAUGAGGAGGGAAAUAUUCUGUACCGGUUUCCAUCACUCCAACGUACAGCCUCGCGGCAGAGUAGUAGAAGGAAGGAAUAUGUUGGAAAAAGAUGGGCAGAUUGGGUUGGAGAGGCUGAGAAAUUUCUUAAAGAAAAUAAGUUGCAGUUCAGCAAAACCAGCCUCUCAGAAAGGGCAAUGGUGAUUGGUUUGGGUGGCCUCAAUCUAUUUGGUGUCAUUGUCCUUGGUGCCAUGUUGCAGAAUAUGUCAGUUAGACCAAGUAGCUUUAUCUCUUUUGUGUCUGAUAUAUUUCCUCUACUCCAGAUUUAUGCUGGGUCUUUCUUCACAAUUCCAUUGAUUCGAUGGUUUUUCGUUAAAAAUAAAAAUGCUCAAAUUGAAAGCAGAAAUAGAGCAAGGGAGAAAUAUUCCAGGGCUCUUGAACGCCCAGAACUCUCUCUAAGGCGAAAGCUCCUGAGUGCACGGGAUAUGGCUCAAAGGACUUUUAUUGGUCAGGAUAGGAUUGUUUACAGCACUGACAGAGACUUGUAUGAGCAAGAUUAUGACGCCAAACAAUGGGACCAAAGGUUCCGUGAGAUUGAGAAGUCUGAUUGAGUCUAUGAUUUGGAUUUUGUUUUCACAUUAAUACAUGCACAGGAAGAGAGUAUUUCGCCACUUGUCCAUAGAUGGUCGAGGCAAGGAAUGCUUAGAUUCAUGACACUCUGAACACAUUAUUUAUGGUGCUGACCUCGAUCGAGUGCAUGGCAAAAUGCAUACGGCUUGGAUUCAGUGAAAUGAAUGCCUUGUUUACUUUCUGGUGUAAAAUGUUGUAUUCAAGAAGCAUGAUUCCUAAAAGCUACCCCAUCUGUGCUUGUAUAUGUAAUUGGAAAUAAGUAGUAGUCAGUCCAAAACUCGGCUUGAUUCGAGAUGAAUGAUCAAAAGUAUGUGUGAAGCUGACACAAAACAACUUAUUUCACUACCCAUUCAUUCUCCCAAAUU